AUGUACAUUUCUGGAGCAGAAGAAAAUGCCUUGCAGGACACUCCGGCAUUUGGCAGUGCGCACGUCUCUGAAAAAAGAACAUUUCUCUACAACGGCGAAACCGUGUGGGUUGAGGGGGUUUUUGAUGGCGUAAAAAUAUCUACGUACAGCUCUGGGCCCUUGAAGUCUUAUCUAGACAACAUAAAUGAUGCACACUGCGCUAAUGCAAAAAUAAAUGAGACCAAUAAAGACGCUGAAAAAUCUGCAGCAAGUGGCCUAUCGAGAGAAAGCGCGCAGAUUGCUGAGGGACAGGAGCGCAGAUCGUCUGAAUACAUCAGUGGAAACAGAGCCUACUACAUUCCCUGCGAUGCGGAGUGCAUUCAGUUCGACUACCUGGAGUUUUCAAAGACCUCAGACUGCUCUGAGACAUAUUGUCUUUCAAAUGUAAUUAACAACGCAGAAGAAGUCAUUCUGAAGACAGAAAUAUACAAGGUAGUUCCUCCUGUCCAGGUAAUUGAGAAGAUACAAGGGAACUAUCUUAUUGUGACCGUUAUCCCGGACAAAUCGCUGUCGCACGAAGCACACUCCAAGUCAAUUGUGAGCAUAAAUGGAGUGCGAAUGGUGUUUAAAAACUCUUCAUACAAACUAAAGCUUCUGAAAAUACCUGAUUGGAGCCAGCCCGUGCGCAUUUCUGUGGACUUUGAGCAGGUGCACUACUCGAGGCCGUCUUCACUCUCUCUCCCCGCAGAUUUUAUGUAUUCUAUUGGUCUGAAAAGGGUGGAUGAAAAAUACUUUGUAAAGCUGACUCUGUGCAGACUGCUAGCUAUAUCGUACCAUAUUGUGAUUUUGAACCCUCUUCUGCAAAGCUCUGAAGAAGAAAGAGCAAAAGAUAGCACAGAAGAACCUGAUCAUACAGAAAAAACACCAAAAAACAAUUCAAUAAUAAAGCUGUCAUCUGAGCACUCGGUGGAUAUUUCCGUGCUAGAUCUGGAAGUAGGCUCUUCUGCUUCUGAAAUCACAAUAGACUCUCCAGACGCAGUUACUGAGCUUCUUUUAGAGGUGAGAAAAAAGAAGAACUCUGGCAAGGUGCAUCUGUUUGCCAUCAAAGUAAAUGAUUAUCCGAUUGAGUUCUGUAUAAAAAUGUAA
This is a messenger RNA of Nematocida minor, 1125 nucleotides long. RefSeq lists its product as uncharacterized. NCBI's taxonomy places the organism in Eukaryota, Fungi, Microsporidia. The transcript has a single exon. The record is from RefSeq and is a predicted model, not a curated record. The coding region runs from base 1 to 1125 and encodes 374 amino acids.